CUUUGACAGUUCAUUCGUUUUUUUCUUCUUGUUGAUGUUCGUAAAAAAUGCAAUUUGUGAAACGGAAGGAGUUUUGUUGACAAAAGCUAAAAUUCUGCCCUAGAUAUUGUGUGUGUUUGCGUGUAUAAGCUUUGUUUCAAUGUUUCGGUGAUAUUUAUUCUGAAGUGAACAGGAUGUCUGCUACAGCUUCAGCAUCAACUGUGACCGCUGGUGUAGUGGAAGACGAGGAUGAAUGUGGACCGCAGCUCAUCACCAAAUUGGAGGGCAAUGGUAUCACAUCUGGAGACAUUAAAAAACUUGAAGAAGCAGGGUACCAUACUGUAGAAUCAGUUGCUUAUGCUCCAAAGAAGUGGCUCAUCACAAUAAAAGGUAUUUCAGAAGCAAAGGCCGAUAAAAUACUUGCUGAAGCAUCCAAAUUAGUGCCCAUGGGAUUUACUACUGCUACAGAAUUUCAUCAAAAAAGAGCAGAAAUAAUUCAAUUGACAACAGGAUCGAAAGAGCUGGACAGGUUGUUGGGGGGUGGAAUAGAAACUGGAUCUAUCACAGAAAUAUUUGGAGAGUUCCGCACUGGAAAGACUCAAAUAUGCCAUACUUUAGCUGUUACUUGUCAGCUGCCCAUUGAGCAAUCAGGAGGUGAAGGCAAAUGUAUGUACAUAGACACAGAGGGCACCUUCCGUCCUGAGCGUCUACUGGCAGUGGCUCAGAGGUACGGCAUGGAAGGUGCAGCUGUGCUGGACAAUGUAGCAUAUGCACGAGCUUACAACACGGACCAUCAGACACAGCUGUUGAUUCAGGCAUGUGCUAUGAUGGCCGAAUCUAGAUAUUCACUCAUAAUAGUGGACAGUGCAACAGCACUGUACAGGACAGAUUACUCUGGUAGAGGAGAGCUCAACUCGCGACAGGUGCACUUAGGACGGUUCAUGAGGAUGCUGCUCCGAUUAGCUGAUGAGUUUGGAGUAGCAGUCGUAAUAACAAACCAAGUGGUCGCAAACGUGGAUAACGUGGGGGUGUUCAAUGCGGACACGAAAAAGCCGAUUGGCGGGCACAUCAUCGCGCAUGCGUCGACGACGCGGCUGUACCUGCGCAAGGGACGCGGCGAUAACCGCGUCUGCAAGAUCUACGACAGUCCGUGUUUGCCGGAAACGGAAGCCAUGUUCGCUAUUAGUGCCGAAGGAGUUACUGAUGCUAAGGAAUAAUGUUGCAGGGUUAUAGUGGACUGAAUAGCGCUGGAGUUUUGCGACACGGAAAUUUACUAUAUUAUAAACUCAUUAGGGUUGUACCACAUCUGACAGCACGCAUACUUACCUCGCUAUCGCUUCGUCGAUUCUGCUGCCCGCGGUUGCUCUCUCUCGCUCCAGUAAAUGACGGUACUGAGUAACAGAGAAGGAUAGAAGCAUAGGAAAAUGCAAUGAGGUGCUGACAAAAUGUGGUUCAACCAUAAUCCACUUAAUAUUUGCCGAAUCAAUGUUUAAUUUCUUUGUAAUUUCAUUCUUUACUUUAUAGCAGUUAUGCCUAGAGAUAUACAAUGCAUUUUAUUUGGACAAUAAUAGUUAAGGAACUUUUUUAAAUGUAAAUAGACAAACUUUUUCAAGAAAGUCUUUGAACAAAAAAAUAUGAAACACUAAUCUUUUUUGUCAGAAAUCUCUUAAACUAAAGAUCCAGAUGGGAUCUGUAUGUGAAAGAUAAUUUUAAACUUAUAGCCAUGCCAAUGAUAUCACUAAAAAACUAUGAAGAAACGCUUUGGGAGUAUUCAAAAUAUAAAAACUCAAUAAAUACAUUUCCACUAUGGUUAUACAAUUCUUUAUUAAUAUGUAAAAAAAAACAAUAAAUAAUGCUAUAAUUUAAAUCCAAAUCACCGUUCAAAUAAAAAAAAUGUCUAGUUUAUAAAGGCGACUAUACUUAUGGUGUGUAGGUACGAAUUGAUAGCCUUCGC
Messenger RNA from Pectinophora gossypiella (pink bollworm), 1933 nucleotides. It is a transcript of the gene spn-A, whose product is annotated as DNA repair protein RAD51 homolog 1. The coding region runs from base 174 to 1196 and encodes 340 amino acids. The transcript has 7 exons. Lineage: Eukaryota; Metazoa; Arthropoda; Insecta; Lepidoptera; Gelechiidae. Gene Ontology annotation, biological process: chromosome organization involved in meiotic cell cycle; DNA recombinase assembly; mitotic recombination. Gene Ontology annotation, cellular component: condensed nuclear chromosome. The record is from RefSeq and is a predicted model, not a curated record. Gene Ontology annotation, molecular function: single-stranded DNA binding; ATP binding; DNA strand exchange activity.